GUGAGAUACAGAAGUGAAGCGGGGUGGGAAGGACUGAAUGAAUAAAGUAAUGAGAUGGAACGGAAGGGCACUUCAGAAUGUUAUAAUGAGAAAGAGGCCCCGAUGUAUGAAAAGCAGUGGGAGAAGCCUGGGUGGUGAUCUCUCCCGAGCUAGGGCACAGUGUAUGUGAACGCAAGGAACUAGAGAUGAUCUGAGUCCUGUGCACAGUGUGUGACAAUAAUAGUAAUUCUAAGCCGCCUUUAGCGUCAGAAUCAAGAUCAAAACAGUGAACGGCUACGGGACGUAAACAUAACACCAAUAAUUUUUUCCUCUUGCUUCACUACCGUAUCCAUCACAACAACGUCAACAACAUAUUACCCAUCAUUACUACACUGUAGACAAAUAAUUACAAAGGAAAAAAAAGGGGGAGAACAAGUAGACAUCGCAUUAUUAACAGACAAAUAAGUAGAUGCCAAAACACGUAACUGAUAUUUGUGAAGCAGAUAAACACAAUUAGUCAUUAUUGUGUCACCACGAGUCACCUGUCAACACCUGGUGCACGGGCUGGAGAACAAUGAAGGCAAGGAAACACAGGGACACGAACAACUGAACACUGAACGUUGCAUCACCUUAUGUGUCAUCACUGAGUGUGUUGCAGGGUGCGAGUGUCGGUGCCAUGGAGGCUGUGAGUGCCGGCCAUGUCAGCGAGGCGUGGUGGACUGAGGCCUGCAAGAAGGUGAAAAAUGCGCUGGUGUUUGUGGACGGACCAACAGCUGAGAGUCUGCACUGGAGUGGAGGACUUGGCCGGCUGGCUGAUGCUGGGGCUAAGAAUGUCAAGGAGUUCUCAUCAUUUGAGAAGGGCAGCGAGAGGGAUGUCAAGGCAGCCUUCCUGCUGAGUAGUCCAGUGAGGGGCACCACGGCCACUAUUCUCAAAGAUGUGAUCCAGGCAUCCAGCUUCCAGUACUGCAUCAUCAUCACCUCAGCCCACCCCAGCGUGCACACCUAUGCACGUUAUGGUGGCAGAGAUGUGGACGAUGCUGUGCUGACCACUGAGUUGGAGCAGAGUGUUCUGACCUGGAUGGGCAACAUGAACUACACUGUAGAAGUAUUUUACCUCCCCCUGGUCAUCGUUCCAUACUCUGAGGAUCUCUUCUUUAUGCCGGUGUUUGCCUCGUUGUAUCCACUCCUGAGCCCUGAUGUGCCCAGGAUAUCCAAGCACCACCAAGCUGUGACUCGUGGCGACAAGAUCAAACCUCUCACUGGUCUUGGUGAGGUUGAGUUCCACCACCUCCCUCAUGAGAUGCGAGUGUCGGUGCGGCAGCUGGUGGCCUCCAUACACAGCCUCCUUCAGGGGAUGAAUGCGCGGGAGGAGAUCUUCACCAUCGGACAGACGGCUCACAUUAUCGGCACAGAGCUGGAUGUUUUCUCCCCAGCCAGGCAGAGACGAAAGGUAGCAACCAACAAGGUGUCAUUGGUGGUGGUGGACCGCACACUGGACCUUGUGAGUGCUGCAGAUCACAGUGGUGACACACUGAUGGCCCGCCUGCUGGCCCUGCUUCCCCGCCUGCCUGGCCACUGUCUCGACUCAGCUAUCAACAUGGCGCCACUCUGUGAUGUUCAUCCGUCAUGUGAGUGGACACUGGUGCCAGGGUGUCUGGCACCGCAGGGGAAGGAGCAGAGGGCAGCAGAGGUCCUCAGGUCACUGGUCACAGCCCCGGCCAAGGAAACACUCUCACUCAUUAACAAACAUGUGAGUGUGCCAGAUGUGUUUACCUUUUAUCUGUGUCAGCAGUCCCACAUUCCCACAGGUGGUGGGAGGCUGCCAGUCGCAAGGGACCUCCCUCCAAACUCACCAAAGAAGGAGGGCAAGAUGAUGGUGGACAACCUGAAGAGGAACAUCCAGCAGUUUGCCUCAGACAUUGACGCCUUCACAGAUAAUGCUGCUCUGCUCCAGCAAGGCCUUGGGGCAGUGGAGGCGCUGAUGGAUCCUCGCCACACACACCAGGACCAGCUGCUCAGCCUGGAGAAGAGGCUCCUGCAGGCCCUGGGUGAUCCAGAGGAGACGUCACCCUUCACCCAGGUAGCGUCGCCUUUCUCACAGGUCUUCCAGCUGCUGAGGACACGGAAGAGUCACGGAGUCACACUGGAUGACCUGCUGAGCCUGAUGGUGUAUGUGGCAUCUCUUGGAGGCUAUGGCGUGUUCUCUCAGCGGGAGGAAUAUGCCCUGAUUAACCUCCUGUCCCAUGCCAUUGUGGAGGAUAAGGAGGAACUCUCAGACCUCCUCCUUGAAUUGGUUGGGGAUGAGGUGGAUGAGGUGUCAGCCCUGAAGACAGCUCAGAGUAUAGCCAGCCAGCUCCAUGCCCUCACCACUGUCAGGGAACAUCUCAAAAACUACAGAAGUGUACAUUUCCCUGGCGAUGGGGUGGAGCCGGCCUCCUAUCACAGUCUGCUGCCACGGCUUGUGCAGGACUGCCUGGCUGCACCACAGGGGGAGAUUACUGACCUGGAGUACAAGUCAGCUGGCUUCAAGGACCUCAUCAAGACAGGUUUUAGCCUGUUUGUCAACGUGAGCAAGCCUUCCCCACGCGAUGCCCCUGUCAUGCUGGUGUGGGUGGUCGGGGGAGUGUCACCGGGGGAGGUAAAGGAGGUGAGGCGCACAGUGAAGGCUCUCAACUCUCCCUGCAGGGUGAUCCUUGCUUCCUCCCACUUGUCCUACCCAAGAGACACAGUGCAGAAGGCAUUGCAGCCCAACUUUUUUCUCAGAGGGUUUUAGAUGGUUGGUUUAAGUCUCUCUCUCUCUCUCUCUCUCUCUCUCUCUCUCUCUCUCUCUCUCUCUCUCUCUCUCUCUCUCUCUCUCUCUCUCUCUCUCUCUCUCUCUCUCUCUCUCUCUCUCUCUCUCUCUCUCUCUCUCUCUCUCUCUCUCUCUCUCUCUCUCUCUCUCUCUCUCUCUCUCUCUCUCUCUCUCUCUCUCUCUCUCUCUCUCUCUCGUAGUAGUAGUAGUAGUAGUAGUAGUAGUACAAAUUAGUCAUCUGUUUCCAAUCUUCAUGUUAUUAAGAUAUUUAAUGGUUGAGAAAUUAUUUCAUAUUCCAUGCCAGAUAGCCAGAUAAUGCAAGGGUACCAGUUACUAUAGAACUAUGAUGUAAUGUCAAAUAUGAGAAAAGUAGGAGCUACAUAUAUUAUUGUCGUUGUUGUUGUUAUUAAUUUUUAUUAUUAAUAUUAUUAAUGUCACAUUGUUUGUUCAACUUUUGUAUGGAUGAUGUAGUAAAGGAAGUGAAUGGAAUGAGGAUUUUAGGCAGAGGCCUGAGUUCUACCUAUUGGGAGGAAAUGGUAUGGGAUCUGAACCAGCUACUGUUUGCUGAUUACAGAACCACAGUGCCAACUGUGCUGUAUGGUGCUAAAACAUAAAACAUGGUAUUUGUGGAGAAGAAAUAAUUAAAUGUAAUGGAAAUGAAAUCUUAAAGGAUUAUUUAUGGAGUAACAAAAAGGGAUAGAAUAAGAAAGGAGGAGGUAAGAAGAACUGGUGUUUUGGGAGAGUUGACUGGACAGAUUGAUCAGUGUGAGUUAAGAUGGUUUGGACAUGUGGAGAGAAUGGGACAGUAAACUGACUAAGAGAAUGAUGAGGUCAGAUGAGAGCAGUGAAAGGACAAGAGGAAGGCCACAUGUGGAGUGGAUGAACUAUGUGAAGAGAGCAUUGAAUGAGAGAGGAAUGACAGUGCAGCAAGCAAGAGCAGUUGUGGAUAAUAGAGGUGAAAGGAGAACAACAGUGAUGAGUACUUGAAAAUUAAAGUCUCAUCAAUCCCUGUGAGGCGGUUUGGGCACAUCUGGCAGGGCCCAUUGGCAUAUGGACCCAGUGAGGCUACAGGGCACUCUGUAGGAAGUACUACCAAGCAUUUGUUUUGGUCUCAGGAUUGAAGUAGGUGCAGGGUAAGAAACAGUCUCAUUAUGAAGCGGAAGGGGUAAACCAGUGUGUGCUGUUAGGCCUUGCUGUGGAAGUAUGUGGCCAGCUGUGCUGUGCCUGAGCUCCUGGUGUGUUGUAGGGUGGUCCACGAGACUGUCCCUUUCCACCAUGGGGUGACAGGGCUAAGAGUGUGAAUGAGUGUGUAGUGCUAUGUAUGGGCCAUUAUGUGUAGGAUUGCUAGCCUGGUAUAUGGAUAGAUAGAUUAUCAUUAUUAUUAUUAUUAUUAUUAUUAUUAUUAUUAUUAUUAUUAUUAUCAACAUCAUUAUUAUUAUCAAUAUCAUUAUCAUUAUUGUUAUUAUAUAUAUAUAUAUAUAUAUAUAUAUAUAUAUAUAUAUAUAUAUAUAUAUAUAUAUAUAUAUAUAUAUAUAUAUAUAUAUAUAUAUACACACACAGUGGAACCUCAGUCUUCGAACUUAAUUCAUUCCUGAAUGCUGUUCAAAAUCUGAAACAUUAAAAAACCAAAACUGUUUUUCCCAUACGAAUCAAUGUAAAACGGAUUAAAUCCGUUCUCAGACACCCGUCCACCAUCUCUUAGCGGGUAAUGACUGACUCUUCCACAGCUAAGAUGGCUGCUCUACACCAAUCUCCAGCUUAGACAUUUUUUUUUACCCAGGAAGGAUGUAUUGAAUGAACUUCGUGACACAGAACUCAUC
Molecule: messenger RNA, 4590 nt
Organism: Scylla paramamosain (green mud crab)
Lineage: Eukaryota; Metazoa; Arthropoda; Malacostraca; Decapoda; Portunidae
Product: sec1 family domain-containing protein 2-like
Exons: 14
Coding region: 656-2752 (698 amino acids)
Biological process (GO): vesicle-mediated transport; intracellular protein transport
Source: RefSeq, a predicted model, not a curated record